Messenger RNA from Haliotis rubra (blacklip abalone), 1252 nucleotides. RefSeq names its product U1 small nuclear ribonucleoprotein A-like. Gene Ontology annotation, molecular function: pre-mRNA intronic binding; U1 snRNA binding; U12 snRNA binding. The transcript is spliced from 7 exons. Gene Ontology annotation, biological process: mRNA splicing, via spliceosome. Bases 147 to 767 code for a protein of 206 amino acids. Lineage: Eukaryota; Metazoa; Mollusca; Gastropoda; Lepetellida; Haliotidae. The record is from RefSeq and is a predicted model, not a curated record. Gene Ontology annotation, cellular component: U12-type spliceosomal complex; U1 snRNP.
AUAUUUGGCGGAAGCUGCCAUAUUUUCAACUCAUCACAACGUGAGAACAACGACAUCGUUUGGUGAAAUCGGCGGAAUCCAACGCAAAGAUCUCGUUUGGAGCUGGAAUAGGUAUUUGUUGUUUGUUAAAAGAAAGCAAUAGCACGAUGUCUGUUCAGCCCAACCACACUGUGUACAUCAACAACCUCAAUGAAAAGAUUAAAAAGGAUGAACUCAAGAAGUCCUUGUAUGCCAUCUUCUCCCAGUUUGGUCAAAUCCUGGACAUAGUGGCUCUGAAGACCCUGAAGAUGAGAGGACAAGCCUUUGUGAUUUUCAAAGAUAUCAACAGAGCUGCUAAUGCUAUGCGAUCAAUGCAGGGAUUCCCCUUCUAUGACAAACCCAUGAGGAUACAGUUUUCUAAGCGAGACUCCCAUGUGAUUGCGAAGAUGAAGGGGACAUACGUUGAAGAACCACGGAGGAAGAAAGAUGACGAUGAAGCCCCACGCAAAAAGAAAAAAACUCAACAAAUGAAAGUUGCACCAGCCCAACCCCCAGCAGCACCUGUUGCCCAGCCAAUGGCUCAGCCCCCCUAUGCAACCUGUUGCAGCUGCUCCUGCUGCCCCAUCCACUGCCAUCCCGGAACAGCCCCCAAACCAGAUUCUCUUCAUCACAAACCUACCGGAGGAAACCAACGAAAUGAUGUUGUCCAUGUUGUUCAAUCAAUUUCCUGGGUUCAAAGAAGUUCGUCUUGUCCCGGGCAGACACGACAUUGCCUUCGUGGAAUUUGAGACUGAUGUUCAGGCUGGUGCUGCUAAAGAGGCUUUGCAAGGAUUUAAGAUUACACCAAGUAAUGCUAUGAAAAUUUCAUAUGCUAAGAAGUAAAACAUCUUGAAUAUUUGACACCAUUCUGCAAUGGGACAAUGACCUUUCUGACAAGACUUUCUUGGAUUGUUGCCUAUGUGAAUGUACAUUCCCACAUAAACCGGCUAUAUGGAGUGUUUCAAACCCUGACUGAGGAGUAGUCUGGGGUCAGACAAGUGGGUUGAUGGAUGUUAUUUCUGUCUCCAUUACAAGUGUGGAAGGAUGUGAGGUUGGUAUGUGAGAGGUACAGUACAGACAUUUUACUUGUCUGUUGUCAGCAUUGCACCUUGGUUGGCGUCUGCUGGCAUUGCACACCCCGCCUUCAGAUGCCAGCAUUGCACUCCAGCUGACAACCAGAUGUUUCAUGUUAUUUUAUCAUUUAUCAUCAUCAAUAAAACAUUUUUCACAAUUU